Postia placenta MAD-698-R-SB12 is the source of this 360-nucleotide messenger RNA. RefSeq lists its product as hypothetical. The annotation marks the transcript as partial. Lineage: Eukaryota; Fungi; Basidiomycota; Agaricomycetes; Polyporales; Adustoporiaceae. The transcript has 2 exons. The record is from RefSeq and is a predicted model, not a curated record.
GUCGACCCAGGUUCGCAGAUCGUCGCCAUGUCGGAAGAGGUCUGUCUCGGCCUCAACCUCCUCUUCGAUCCUACAAUCCAGCUGAACAUGCAAUCGGCGAACGGCGAGGUGGACCGAUCGUUGGGACUCAUUCGAAAUGUUCCCUUCCGCAUCGGUGAGAUCGUAUUGUAUCUCCAGGCUCACGUCAUUCGAAACGCAGCGUACGACAUCCUCCUCGGCCGACCCUUCGACGUGCUCACGCAGAGCGUCGUCAAGAACUUUGCCGACGAGAACCAGACCAUUACGAUACUCUGUCCGAACACCGGCGAAACCGUCACGAUUCCGACCAUCCUCUCGGGUGUCGCCAAUCGCAUUUUCUAG